AUUCUGUCCAAGCGUAACACUGUGUUUUAUGGUGGGGACUCGAUCUCCAUGCUUGACUACAUGAUCUGGCCGUGGUUUGAACGUCUAGAACCAUUCCAGCUGAAGGACUCUUUGAGUCACACCCCAAAGCUCCAACGCUGGAUGGAGGCCAUGAAGGAGGACCCUGCUGUCAAGGCUACAAUGACUGACCCACAGACAUUCAAAGAUUACCUCCAGCUCUAUUUGAAGAACAGCCCUGAGGCAUGUGAUUAUGGACUUUGA
This is a messenger RNA of Phaethon lepturus (White-tailed tropicbird), 261 nucleotides long. RefSeq names its product glutathione S-transferase omega-1-like. The annotation marks the transcript as partial. The transcript is spliced from 2 exons. NCBI's taxonomy places the organism in Eukaryota, Metazoa, Chordata, Aves, Phaethontiformes, Phaethontidae. Gene Ontology annotation, biological process: glutathione metabolic process. Gene Ontology annotation, cellular component: cytoplasm. The record is from RefSeq and is a predicted model, not a curated record. Gene Ontology annotation, molecular function: glutathione dehydrogenase (ascorbate) activity; glutathione transferase activity.